This is a messenger RNA of Bubalus bubalis (water buffalo), 2165 nucleotides long. RefSeq names its product receptor like tyrosine kinase (gene RYK). The transcript has 15 exons. The coding region runs from base 16 to 1845 and encodes 609 amino acids. The record is from RefSeq and is a predicted model, not a curated record. Gene Ontology annotation, molecular function: protein kinase activity; ATP binding. Lineage: Eukaryota; Metazoa; Chordata; Mammalia; Artiodactyla; Bovidae. Gene Ontology annotation, biological process: axonogenesis; multicellular organism development; positive regulation of kinase activity. Gene Ontology annotation, cellular component: signaling receptor complex.
GCGGCGGCGGUGGCCAUGCGCGGGACGGCGGGACCGGGGCCGCCGGGCCAGGGCCGCCUCCCGGGGACCCGCGGCCUGAAGGCCCCGCCGCCGCCGCUGCUGCUCCUGCUCGCGCUGUUGCCGCUGCUGCCCACGCCUGGCGCCGCUGCCGCCCCGGCCUCGCGGCCCCCGGCGCUGCCGCCCGCGGCCGCGGGGCCCAGCGUGAGCCUCUACCUGAGCGAGGAUGAGGUGCGCCGGCUCAUCGGUCUUGAUGCAGAACUUUAUUAUGUGAGAAAUGACCUUAUUAGUCACUACGCUCUAUCCUUUAACCUGUUAGUACCCAGCGAGACAAACUUCCUGCACUUCACUUGGCAUGCAAAGUCCAAGGUUGAAUAUAAGCUGGGAUUCCAAGUAGACAAUUUUGUGGCUAUGGACAUGCCCCAGGUCAACAUUUCUGCUCAGGGGGAAGUUCCACGCACUUUAUCAGUGUUUCGGGUCGAGCUUUCCUGUACUGGCAAAGUAGAUUCUGAGGUUAUGAUACUCAUGCAGCUCAACUUGACAGUAAAUUCUUCAAAAAACUUUACAGUCUUAAAUUUUAAACGAAGGAAAAUGUGCUAUAAAAAACUUGAAGAAGUAAAAACUUCAGCCUUGGACAAAAACACUAGCAGAACUAUUUAUGAUCCUGUACAUGCAGCUCCAACCACUUCUACGCGUGUGUUUUAUAUCAGCGUAGGGGUUUGCUGUGCAGUAAUAUUUCUUGUAGCAAUAAUAUUAGCUGUUUUGCACCUUCAUAGUAUGAAAAGGAUUGAACUGGAUGACAGCAUCAGUGCCAGCAGUAGUUCCCAAGGGCUGUCUCAGCCAUCUACCCAGACGACUCAGUAUCUGAGAGCCGACACACCCAACAAUGCAACUCCUAUUACCAGCUCCUCAGGUUAUCCUACCUUGCGGAUAGAGAAGAACGACCUGAGAAGUGUCACUCUUUUGGAGGCAAAAGCUAAGGUGAAGGAUAUCGCAAUAUCCAGGGAGAGGAUAACUCUAAAAGAUGUACUCCAAGAAGGUACUUUUGGGCGUAUUUUCCAUGGGAUUUUAGUAGAUGAAAAAGAUCCAAAUAAAGAAAAACAAGCAUUUGUGAAAACAGUUAAAGAUCAAGCUUCUGAAAUUCAGGUGACAAUGAUGCUCACUGAAAGUUGUAAGCUCCGAGGUCUUCAUCACAGAAAUCUUCUUCCUAUUACCAAUGUGUGUAUAGAAGAAGGAGAAAAGCCCAUGGUGAUAUUGCCUUACAUGAAUUGGGGGAAUCUUAAAUUGUUUUUACGGCAGUGCAAAUUAGUAGAGGCCAAUAAUCCGCAGGCAAUUUCUCAACAAGACCUGGUCCACAUGGCUAUUCAGAUUGCCUGUGGAAUGAGCUAUCUGGCCAGAAGGGAAGUCAUCCACAAAGACCUGGCUGCUAGGAACUGCGUCAUUGAUGACACACUUCAGGUUAAGAUCACAGACAAUGCCCUCUCUAGAGACUUGUUCCCCAUGGACUAUCAUUGUUUGGGAGACAAUGAAAACAGGCCGGUUCGGUGGAUGGCUCUUGAAAGUCUGGUUAAUAAUGAGUUCUCCAGCGCUAGUGAUGUGUGGGCCUUUGGAGUGACGCUGUGGGAACUCAUGACUCUGGGGCAGACACCCUACGUGGAUAUCGACCCGUUUGAGAUGGCCGCAUACUUGAAAGACGGUUACCGGAUAGCCCAGCCAAUCAACUGUCCUGAUGAACUAUUUGCCGUGAUGGCUUGUUGCUGGGCCUUAGAUCCGGAGGAGAGGCCCAAGUUCCAGCAGCUGGUCCAGUGUCUCACAGAGUUCCAUGCAGCCCUGGGGGCCUAUGUCUGACUCUGCCGUCACAGUCUCACAGCGUCAGGAGGAAGGUGCCUGCCGGGCCUGCUUGGAGCCAAUCUUGGAUGCCACAUACGUCACGCAGCGCCACAGAAGCACAUUUGUCUUCCAGAACACCGUGCCUUAGGAAUGCUUUAGAAUUUGAACUUUAUAAGACAGACUUAAUGAUACGGAAUAUUUUCUAGAUAUCACUUUUAUUAGAUUGAACUGAAAAUGUUUGUGUAAAUUUUUUGGCCAAAAUUUUUUUUAAACAUAGUUAACUUUGGACUAGGGUACAUUGUUACAAAAUAAAUAAACAGUUUUUAAAAUUGUUUAAA